Amblyraja radiata (thorny skate) is the source of this 3085-nucleotide messenger RNA. It is a transcript of the gene sardh, whose product is annotated as sarcosine dehydrogenase. The transcript has 20 exons. NCBI's taxonomy places the organism in Eukaryota, Metazoa, Chordata, Chondrichthyes, Rajiformes, Rajidae. Gene Ontology annotation, molecular function: protein binding. The record is from RefSeq and is a predicted model, not a curated record. Bases 110 to 2833 code for a protein of 907 amino acids. Gene Ontology annotation, cellular component: mitochondrion.
CUCCACUAACGGGAGGUGGGACUGGGACUGGGACGCCCAGUGACUGACGCGGCAGGUCGGGGCGGGUCGGGAGGCUGAGCCGCUGCUGGCCGGACCCACAGACGCAACCAUGAGCUCCACCGCUUCCACUCUCCGGAUAGCCACCUUCUGCAGGAGUUCCCGCCAUCUCCUGCCAAAAUCCGGCCUGCGUUACUUCAGCUCAGCUGCCCAGAGCUUGACCCCAGAGGGGAACGAUCCCGGCAGUAAAACCCUCAAACAGGAGAGGUCGGGCACCAAAGGUCCAACCAAACCGUUGCCCAAAUGCGCCGAGGUGGUGGUGAUUGGCGGCGGCAGCAUGGGGUGCCAAACCCUCUACCAUCUGGCCAAAAUGGGCAUCACCAACGUGGUCCUGUUGGAACGGGACCAGCUGACGGCUGGGACAACGUGGCACACAGCCGGUCUCCUGUGGCAACUGCGACCCAGUGACAUUGAGGUGGAGCUCCUGAGCCACACGCACAGGGUUGUGAGCAAAGACCUGGAGCAAGAGACUGGGCUACACACCGGCUGGAUCGAGAACGGCGGCCUCUUCAUCGCCUCGAACAAGCAGAGGUUGGACGAGUACAAACGCCUCAUGUCAUUGGGGAAGGCCUAUGGGAUUGAGUCCCAUGUGUUGUCCCCCUCGGAGACGAAGGAUCUGUACCCUCUGAUGAACGUGAGUGACCUGUACGGCACUCUCUACGUCCCUACUGAUGGCACCAUGGACCCUGCCGGGACCUGCAGCACCCUGGCACGUGCGGCCACCACACGUGGGGCCACGGUGAUUGAGAACUGCCCAGUGACGGGGAUCCAGGUGAAGGUGGAUGAUUUUGGGGUUCGACGGGUCGCUGGCGUGGAGACAGACUAUGGAACGAUCCAGACAGCUUGUGCCAUUAACUGCGCAGGUGUGUGGGCUCGGAAGCUGGGGGCCAUGGCUGGGGUUAAUGUUCCUCUUAUUGUCAUGCGGCACGCCUAUGUGGUGACAGAGCGGAUCGAAGGAAUCCAGAACAUGCCGAAUGUUCGGGAUCACGACGCCUCAGUGUAUCUCCGUCUCCAGGGCGAUGCCUUGUCGGUGGGAGGAUACGAACCCAAUCCAAACUUCUGGGAAGAGGUCCAGGAUAAGUUUGCCUUCAGCCUCUUUGAUCUGGAUUGGGAUGUCUUCACCCAGUUGAUCGAGGGAGCAAUUAAUCGUAUUCCUGUACUGGAGACGACUGGGGUGAAGUCAACUGUGUGUGGCCCAGAGUCUUUCACUGCCGACCACAAGCCGCUGAUGGGGGAAGCUCCGGAGCUCAGAGGCUUCUACCUGGGGUGUGGAUUCAACAGCGCUGGUAUGAUGCUGGGAGGUGGCUGCGGGAAGGAGCUCGCUCACUGGGUCAUUCACGGUCGACCCGAGAUGGAUAUGUAUGGUUAUGACAUCCGGCGCUUCCAUCACUCAAUGACCAACGAUAAUCGCUGGAUCCGAGAGCGAAGCCACGAAUCCUACGCCAAGAACUACUCGGUGGUCUUCCCGCACGACGAGCCCCUCGCUGGGAGGAACAUGAGGCACGACCCUCUGUACCAGGAACUCCUCCAGCAAGGCUGCGUCUUCCAGGAGAGGCACGGAUGGGAGCGGCCAGGCUGGUUCAACCCGACGGGACCCGCUCCGCCUCUGGAUUAUGAUUAUUACGGAAUGUACGAUAACAAGCGGCAUGAGGAUUACAGGUACAAUCAGCUACUGCGGGAAGAUUACACCUUUGAUUUUCCUUCGCACCACGAUCAGGUAGGUACCUGCUUCCUCUUCACCAACACCCACUCACAGAGACAUUCGCUAUUUUUACAGCAGCAGAAAUGUGUGCCCGCAGUCAGCAGUGCUGGUGUAUUUCCAGGUAAAACGGUGUACACCUGCAUGCUGAAUAGUCGAGGCGGGGCAGAGAGCGAUCUUACUGUGAGCCGCAUCGAGUCCUCUCCACAAGGAUCAUCUCUCACUCCUACCUUCGAAGGUGAUGGCUACUACCUGGCAGUGGGAGGGGGAGUGGCGCAGCACAACCUGUCCCACAUCACCUCCGUACUCCAGGACCGCCGGCUGAACUGCCGGCUGCUCGACUGCUCGGCGGAGAUGGGGAUGAUCAGCGUGCAGGGACCCCUGAGUCGCACGGUUCUGCAGGAUGUUCUCGACGUGGACCUUAGCAACAAGGCUUUUCCCUUCUCCACUCACCAGGUGGUGAAAGCCGCUGGCCAUUGGGUGCGGGCGAUGAGACUGUCGUUUGUCGGCGAGAUGGGCUGGGAGCUGCACGUGCCGAGGGACGCCUGUGUGCCCGUUCACCGCGCGGUCAUGCAGUCCGGCGCCAAGUUUGGGAUCGCCAACGCUGGUUACAGAGCCAUAGACUCGCUCAGCAUCGAGAAAGGGUACAGACACUGGCACGCUGACCUGCGAUCUGACGACACUCCUCUGGAGGCCGGCCUCGCCUUCACUUGCAAACUAAAGUCCAAGAUCCCGUUUCUUGGCCGAGAGGCUCUGGAGGUGCAGAAGGCACAGGGACUGUUCAAACGCUUGAUGUGCUUCACCAUCGACCAGAAGGUGCCCUUGUUUGGCCUGGAAGUGAUCUGGAGGAACGGCAAGGUGGUCGGACUGGUCCGGAGGGCAGAUUUUGCAUUCACGCUCAAUAAAUCCGUAGCUUACGGUUACAUCAGGGAUCCAGAGGGGGCAGUGGUGACCACGGACUUUGUGAAGCAGGGCGAGUACUCGCUGGAGAGGAUGGGAGUCUCCUACCCGGCCAAGGUCCACCUCAAAUCACCCUUCGAUCCAAGCAACAAGCGAGUGAAGGGGAUCUACGAUUGAGGAUCUGGGAAACGAAAGCUGCCUUGAGCCCAGUGUCUGGCAAAAAUGCAACCAGGAAUAUGCUGUCAUUCCCAUUGACUUUCAAUUGAGGGUCAUUUGAUGCAACUCUGCAAUAUUGAGUAGCAAUGUUACAAAAUUUUGAGAUUUAAAAAAUCAAGUCUUUAAUUUAUCCCAUCAGAUAAAGCAUAAAAAGAAGUUUAAUUUGACACCUAAUUCACUUUCAUAUCUUCAGUAUUAAAAAGGUUAUGGCCA